AUGCCACCAAAAAAUCUCAACUUCAUCACCGGCAACGCCAACAAACUCGCCGAAGUCCAAACGAUUCUCUCGUCGACUCCCGUACAACUCACAUCGCAGAAUGUGGAUUUGGUAGAAAUUCAAGGGACGAUUGAGGAGAUUUCGAGGGAUAAGGCGAGGAGGGCUGCUGAUGCGAUACAAGGACCGGUAUUGGUAGAAGAUACGUGUUUGUGCUUUAAUGCUUUCGAUGAGUUACCUGGACCUUAUGUGAAGUGGUUUCUCAAAGCUCUAGGCGUGAAGGAGUUUCACAAGCUAUUGGCGGGCUUUGAAGACAAGUCUGCGCAGGCUGUAUGCACUUUUGCAUACUGCGAAGGACCUGGGAAGGAGCCGAUUGUGUUCCAGGGACGGACGGAGGGCAAGAUUGUGCCAUGUCGCGGACCGACGGACUUUGGCUGGGACGCAUGCUUUGAGUAUGAAGGCCAGACGUACGCCGAGAUGCCCAAGUCGGAGAAGAACAAGAUCUCGCAUCGAGGGAAGGCUCUAGAGAAACUGGUCGACUGGUUGCAAAAGGAGUUGUAGAGGCAGCAGCUGCAGAAGGACCAGACCAGUAGAGAUAGGUAGCUGGGCUGUGAUCGUCCAGCGGUGGACCCACGCGAUCAUAAGUAAAAAAAUGAUGGCGACUCACUCGCUACUCAACCAUGCAAGAACAUAGGGUUUUCCUCAUCCUUCUGCUCAGAUUGCGCCUUGACAUCUCCCUCCGCUUUCCCAUGAUCCUUCUUCCACUGAUUCACCCAACUCUCAAUCCUAUCCACAUUCGAAUCGAUAUCCUCCGUCUUCUCCGAAUGCAACUCGACCACAAUCUCCCCAUCAUACGCAUCCCGCGCCUCCUGCAACAACACCUCCAUAAUCUCACAAUCCAAAUUCUCCUCCAACUUCUUCCCUUGAUACCCUCUCCCCUUGAGCCGAUCAUACAACAAACCAUUCUCACACCUCACCACCACGACCAAAUCAAUCAAACUCGGCGGAAACAAAUCACACGCAUGCCAAUCAAUAAUCUGUCCGCCUUCUUCCAAAUCAUUCUCAAUCACAUCGAGCAGUCGAUCCUCGUCCACAAUUUGUAAACUCGGAUCAGAAGGAUCGUCUGAUUUUUCGCCAAUGUUGUGCUUUUUCACAAUCUCGUUGAUGCUCAUAUGGUGCAGACCGGGUAUCCGACGCGCGAGUUCUUCGGCGUGAGAGGUUUUGCCUACGCCGGGCGUGCCUGUGAUGAUGAUGUUGGGCUCGGUGCGGAGCAUGGUGGUGAUGGAGGAGAUGGCUCGGAAUUUUUGUCUGGUGAGAAGAGGGCGAUUAUGAGGGCGGAGGGAGUGGAGGGGGGUUCUUUUUGGAAAUGCGCGUGGGAUUGCUG
Molecule: messenger RNA, 1381 nt
Organism: Sphaerulina musiva SO2202
Lineage: Eukaryota; Fungi; Ascomycota; Dothideomycetes; Mycosphaerellales; Mycosphaerellaceae
Product: Ham1-like protein
Exons: 5
Coding region: 1-558 (185 amino acids)
Biological process (GO): nucleoside triphosphate catabolic process
Cellular component (GO): cytoplasm
Molecular function (GO): nucleoside triphosphate diphosphatase activity
Source: RefSeq, a predicted model, not a curated record